AUGUCGCAUCAAGAGAUGCCUCUCUAUGAAGCAAUUUCGCUGGCUUGCAUGAACCGAAUCUCUGAGUUCAGCGUCCAGGAUCUUACAAGCAGUGCGUGGAGGUUCGCAACGUUGAGGAUGAGAUCGCCGUCUUUGGUGGAUGCGAUUUCUUGGGGCAUUCAGCAACGUGUUGCACAGUUUGUCUCACGUGAUAUUGCUGGGACUUUGUGGGCGUUGGCAAAGAUUGAAAGCAAAGACAGACCGUUGAUGGAUUUGAUCGCUGGACACGCACUGAAUCCAUUGGUGCUCGACCAAUUCAAGCCACAGGAUUGCUCGGCCACCGCUUGGGCAAUGACUCGGUUGGCACAUCACUCACCUUUGCUGACGCAUUUGAUGGAGCGCGUCAAGUCACAAAUUCAUCACUUCAACUCACAAGACAUCUCCAACACAGCCUGGGCGAGUGCCCGAUUGCUUAUCCGCGACACCCAAUUGUGGCAGACCUUGUGUUCAGCAGCCAAAGAAAGUAUGAAAGACUUCGCCCCGCAGAAGAUCUCAAAUACGACAUGGGCUUGCUCAACCAUUGAGGCCUUUGAUCGGGCCUUGUUUGAAGCAGCUGCGUCUCAUGGCAUUCCAAAACUGGCAGCUUUCAGUGCCCAGGACAAGGCCAAUAGCGUGUGGAGCUUUGGAAAACAGGAAUUUCUGCAUUUGCCGUUCAUGGACACAGUGGCUGAAGAGUCCCUACGCCACGUCCACGAAUAUACGCAUCAGCAUACUUCGAACAUAGGUUGGGCAUUUACGAAGCUUUUGGUGCACAACGGCCCUUUGAUGACUGCACUUUUGAUGAGGAUUCGUGCAGAGAUCAGUGAGGCUCAAGCACAGACCUUGUCCAGCAUGGUUUGGUCGCUCGCGAGAUUAGCAAUUCGUGAGACAAGCUUUGUGGCUUCUGCAACUUCUGCUGCCCAUCAGCGUUUGGGAGAAUUUGGUGCUCAGGAGAUUUCAAACAGUUCUUGA
This is a messenger RNA of Durusdinium trenchii, 990 nucleotides long. Lineage: Eukaryota; Dinophyceae; Suessiales; Symbiodiniaceae. The record is from the annotation of a GenBank genome assembly.